AACCGUUGAUCUAAAAAUUAGCAUAUCAGAUCAUCUUCCCCAGUCACACACAAACAGCUCAACCUCGGACCAAGAUUUACAUUAGAUAGAUACAUCAUUCAUACAUGGCUUGUUCCCGCAUUCACUUCAACCUUAAUCUCCCUUUCCCCUCCGAUGCGGCACCAAUUCCGUACACAUGUCACUCUCCCUCUCGCCUCUCUCUUUCCCCUCUCUUCACAUUCACAACACCAAAGAUCGCUUAUUCCAGUGCUCCGCGGCGCACGUGUGGUGCGGUGUGCUGUCAGAUGACCAUGGAGGAGAAGCCUCUCUCUGAGAACCAAAUGCUCGUGUAUGUGCCUCCUCAUCCGUUGAUCAAGCACUGGGUUUCAGUUUUGAGGAAUGAGCAAACUCCUUGUCCCAUCUUCAGAAAUGCAAUGGCUGAGUUGGGAAGGCUACUAAUGUAUGAAGCUUCAAGAGAUUGGUUGCCAACUGUUUCUGGAGAGAUUCAAUCACCAAUGGGUGUAGCCUCUGUGGAACUCAUUGAUCCCAGGGAGCCUGUGGCUGUAAUUCCAAUCCUGAGAGCAGGCCUUGCUCUAGCUGAACAUGCAUCAUCGAUCUUGCCUGCAAUAAAAACAUAUCAUUUAGGAAUAAGCAGAGAUGAGGAAACUCUUCAGCCAACUAUAUAUUUGAACAAGUUACCCGAGAAAUUUCCAGAAGGAUCGAAAGUUUUUGUGGUUGAUCCUAUGCUGGCGACAGGUGGCACUAUAGUGGCAGCUGUGAGCCUCUUAAAGGAACGUGGAGUUGGCAACAAGCAGAUUAAAGUGAUAUCUGCUGUCUCUGCCCCUCCAGCUCUUCAAAAGCUGAGCGAACAGUUCCCUGGGCUUCAUGUGUAUACUGGAAUAAUUGACCCCGAAGUUAAUGAAAAAGGGUUCAUAAUUCCUGGCCUUGGAGAUGCUGGGGACCGCAGCUUUGGUACAGAUACAUGAAAAAUAUAUGAAAUACCUCAUCUCCUCUCCCUUGGGUGCCAUAUUUUUCAAUUUUUGAGGCCCAAAAUUUGUCUAUUUCUUCGGAUGGAUACUGAAGCCUUGAUCAGUGGCACCCUUUCGGGUUACAAUUACAUAGGUAUUGGUCAUUAUUAUUAUGAAUUACAUAGGUGUUAUAAGUUCAAACUCCUAACGUAAAACUGACUAGCAUGUCAAUUCAAAUUGUUUUUCUUUAUGGCUUAAAUAUAUUUUUAGUUCCUUAAA
This is a messenger RNA of Glycine soja, 1226 nucleotides long. RefSeq names its product uracil phosphoribosyltransferase-like. The transcript is spliced from 12 exons. Gene Ontology annotation, biological process: uracil salvage. The record is from RefSeq and is a predicted model, not a curated record. Gene Ontology annotation, molecular function: uracil phosphoribosyltransferase activity. The coding region runs from base 105 to 965 and encodes 286 amino acids. Lineage: Eukaryota; Viridiplantae; Streptophyta; Magnoliopsida; Fabales; Fabaceae.